GUUUAAUGCUUCGUUUCUCCCUCGUCCGGACUCCAUAUUAGUCGUCGUUUGAACCCAAACGCUCGUAGUCUCGUCCUCUUUCUUUUCAUAACAAACUUCCAUGAUUAUUUGUCCAUAAAAUGAGGUAGAAAUCCAUUAUUCCUCAGGUCAUGCUCGUGUUUCUUCUCCCGAAUUGCCAAAUGAAUUCCGAUCGACUUGAAACUUGCGCCUUUGCUCCAAUUUACAUGCUAGGACCUGAAAUGUGACAAAGGAACACAACCUAGCGUAAAAUAUUCCAAGAAGGUAAAAACUAAAGCCAAAAUGAUCAAGAAACGAGGGUGCAAACAUGUGAAAAUACGAUGUUAUCAGGUUUCAGUAUCAAUCCUCCUACUAUCAAGAACAAUCAGACCCCUGGUCAUUUCAAGAACAAUCUCCUUAUCAAGAGGAAUUUCUCCUACAAACAGAAGGGCCAUCGGAGCUGGAUUUAGCCAUGGAAACCUUCACGGGCCAUUCUGCAGAGCCAUGCCACACUCCAUGGCCAGAUCCAAACUAUGAAUUAAGGCUUCUCGUGGAGCAGUUUGCUCGAGACACUGAGAGAUCAUACUCCAAGAUGGAUCUUUGUACCCAGGCCUAUCAUGAAACGGAGGAGAUCCUCAUGAGCAUUAAGAAGAGCCUCGAGGAUCUUGAGAAAUCUUAUGCACAACCUGCUCAAGAUCACCCUUCUGCUACUAUACUAGAAGAGGAGGAGGAAGACGAAGGCUACAAAGACAUUGUGGAGCAGAAAGAAGUUGUCACGGAGAGCUCCCGUGAUGAUCAUGAUAAAAAAUGUCUUGUCGUAGCCGACCACACCUUCCCACAUCCCACACCGAGCUUUGAAGAGGUGGGCAUGAGCAAGGAGAUUCAAUAUGAUCUCAUGAAAGAAAUUGCUUGGUGACUUGCUCUCCAAUCCGUACUAGAAGAAGAAGAGCAAGAAAGGAUGGGGAAAGAAGUUGUGGAGGAUGAUGGAAGUGAAUUAGAGGAAGUUCUUGAUGUUUUCCCAGGGGCAAUACCACAUUUUGAAGAAGGAAGGGGGGUUGAAAGAGCAAUUGGCGUCCAUGCGGGGGAUGAAGUUGACGUGGAAGAGGCUUGCACCGACUCUAUGUUACAAGUAAUAUCCCCACCAAACUUCGAGGAACUGCUUGGCAAUGACCCGUUUGUAGUGUCUCUUUGCCACACCAAGGCCACAUCGACACCGGUCCCCCUUAGUGGAUGCAAUGGUGGUCAGUUGAUACGGUUAUAUCUGGUUUGGGGCAAUGAGACAAGAGAAGAAACGAAGAAGAGGUCUCGAGGGUGGAGACUUUAGCUGCAUCAAGUGCACGAUCCUUCAUCACAUGUCAUACCACAUGCUCGUGACUUGAGACUCCACCUCAUCGACGAGAACCUCAACUUCAAAGAGUUUUUGGGGUGGACCAAAACUUAGGAGUCAUCGUCCGGCUCACGACGUGAAAGAAGCGCUUAUUGGGAUGCAACCCAACUAGUCAGUUUGCAUUUCUUUCCCUAUUUAUCCUCAGUUGAUUCAGUUUUGUUCUUUGAUUUUAGAGUUAAUAACUCAACCUUUGUGAGAUUUUGUGUGGUGUUUGUGUUCCGACUACUCUCUCCUCCUGGAAUGCACCACCUGCCCCGUCCACCAUCAUUCACACUUGAUCUGGUAACUUCGUUCUACCCUCCUUAUCUUUUCUCCAUUAAGGACAAUGUCGUUCUUAAGUGUGUGUGUGUGUGUGUGGGGGGGGGGGGGGGGGGGAUGUUCGAUUAUAUAUGCGUGUCAAUGUUUGGUUGUAUGUGUGUGCUUGGAGCCUAGUCCACUGUCCAAAUCUUUAAAUUUGAGGGCUACAAGUACGCGUUCCUUGCAAUUUCCUGCUCAGUAUGCUUUGAAUUGACAGCCUUUAUAGUACUAUGCAACCUAGGGAGGUAGUUGUAGCACUAUGGAGGAUGCUGAAGUAUAAGAUUUUUCCUAUCUGUCUCCUUGCCGUGUCGGUUGAUUGUGUGAACUAGUGGCUUUAGAACCUUUGAUUAAUGUGAUAUAGAUGACUUCCAUUGUGUUUGGACUUUUGUAUCAUGAGAAGGUGCGCAGUGUACUUAAUGAAAUGCAGUCGGUCCUCCAUGGCAAUAAUCUGACAUCUUAAACAUGGGGUAAGCCCAACGUGUGUGACACAGUUCAUUGCACAAAAUCGGGUUUUGGAAGAGAUUUUAGUGAUCCUUAGUGGGGUGCUCCUACAAGGUGAAGCUAAGUUGUCUCCAGUACAAAUAAAAUUUUUCACCCUUUGAACGGUUUGCCUACUCGAGGAUGUGUUUUUUAAGGGCACAGAUAGAGCUUCCGACCCACCUUAGUUUCAUUGACUCUCCGCACGAGUUGAGGAAAAGGAGUUAAAAGAAGUACUCUGGCGAGUGGCAGAUGUACAUAAAUUGCUCUUGCUCAACCAAUUAGGGUCAAUCGUGCACAAAAACUGCAGUUGGAACCCCCACAAAGUAUGAAUGAGGAAAACAAAAGAAACAUAAAAUGAAGUGCAAAAAGGGGUUCCAACGAUUUUAAUGAAUGGAAGAGCACCCGAUACGAUGAGUCCUUGGUCGUGGAAUUUUAUGAGUAUCCUUAUACAUGAAUUGGCUGUCUUAGUUCAACUGCUUCUCAUGAUUCUGGCUUGGGUCUAGCACUCGCAUUAAGAGGGACGUCUUAGAAGACAAGUUGAACUCGUAAGUUGCUAAUUGAUCUAGGAAAUCAUCUACCGACGAUUGAGGUUGCGUGUUACUAUAAAGGUAUGGAGAUUUG
This is a messenger RNA of Linum trigynum, 2782 nucleotides long. Lineage: Eukaryota; Viridiplantae; Streptophyta; Magnoliopsida; Malpighiales; Linaceae. The record is from the annotation of a GenBank genome assembly.